AUGCCUCCACCUAGAGGUGAGUGGCGUUUCCCUGUUUCUGCUUUGGGAGCUGGUGAGAGGCUGAUGGCAUGGAGACAACUCAACAGACUGCUCCUAGACGCUAAGAGGCAGCUCGACGCUGGACGCUACCGACUCCUCAAGCAAAUGAGGCUGCUGCUGGCGCAGUCAAAUUCUCCCUUCAACAAUUUCUACCAGCUGCGGCGGGGGUAUCGCCUGCUAAACAUGCUUGGAAGGGGAGGCUUUGCCGAAGUGUGGGAGGUAUUCGAUCCACUGACGUGUUCUGUGGCAGCCGCAAAACUGCAUGUCCUUUCGGCCGUGAAGAAGGAGAGGGAGCGUCUUAAGAUAGUUCGGCGAGUUCAGAACGAAAUCGAAAUUCACAAAGAUAUAAGACCGCAUCCUUUUAUCGUGGAAAUGAAAGCGUGCUUUGAGAUGGGUAACGACGUCUUGGCCAGCAUCCUCCAGGCCUUGCAUUAUUUGAAACACCAACCGAACGGAAGUAUUUACCACCUCGACGUGAAACCUGGAAACGUGCUGCUGCAAAAAGGCAACUGCAAGCUGGCAGACUUUGGCUUGAGCUGCUUCGUCCCACGCGGAGAAACGCGGCCGUUCGCCGGAGGCGGCACUCUCUGGUAUCAGCCUCCCGAGUGCUUGCUGCUGCAGCUGCACCAACACCACCUCCGGCAGAAGCAGCAGCAGCAACAACAACAGAUCCCUCAGCAGCAGCAGCAGCAGAUGGCAGGGGAAAUGGGGAGGGAACAUGUCAAGGGAGAACUCGCAUCCACAGAGAAGCAAGAGCAGCGACUGGAGUUGCUUGAAGUGGUGCCUGCAGAUGAAAAGAUCGACAUAUGGGCUGUGGGCUGUAUUCUCUUCGAGAUGCUUUUUAACAAGUGUGUGGAUACUGUUCGGAAAGAAAUUUCUGGAGCUGUUAAUGGUGGUGGUGGUGCUAUCGUUGCGCAUUUUCUGUUAGAGCACAUUAUCGCCGAAGCAAAGAAGGGCCUUGUUAUCCCCAAAGGACCCCGCAAGAUUUCGGAUGGAGCAGAGGAUUUACUGUACCGUCUAUUAGCUUACAACCCAAGGGAGCGCCUUACUCUUGAAGAGGCCCUUGCCCACGACUUUCUUCAGAGAUCCUCCGAAGAACAGGGGAUAGCAGACCGAAUAGAAGAAACUCUAGUUGCACUAGAAAGGCUCUCAGUAGGAGCCUGCCUUUGCAGCUCUGCACGGGGCCAAAAAGUUGCAGCUAAGGCCGAGAAUUUAGUGCAAGCUGUAGUGGAGCCUUUCUUUGCUCAUCGCGGAACUGGAGAAGAUAUCGAAUCAACAUUAACUCGACAGCAUAUGUGCGAUUUGUGA
Messenger RNA from Cyclospora cayetanensis, 1347 nucleotides. Its product is annotated as serine/threonine-protein kinase TOUSLED. The transcript has 11 exons. Gene Ontology annotation, biological process: chromosome segregation; peptidyl-serine phosphorylation; intracellular signal transduction. Gene Ontology annotation, molecular function: ATP binding; protein serine/threonine kinase activity. Lineage: Eukaryota; Apicomplexa; Conoidasida; Eucoccidiorida; Eimeriidae. The record is from RefSeq and is a predicted model, not a curated record. Gene Ontology annotation, cellular component: nucleus. Bases 1 to 1347 code for a protein of 448 amino acids.